AUGGAACAAUCCACAAACAAGAAGGAAAAUACUAUUAACAUCAGUAUUCCUCAUGAUGUUGCACUAAGUAUUUUGUCAAGAUUACCCGUGAAAUCUUUAAAUCGGUUCGGGUGUGUGCACACUUCGUGGUCAAAUUUUCUUGAAAACCCUAAAUUCUUGAGUCUUUAUUUACAAAACUUGUUAUCCAAAGACAACGAUGGUUCAUCGAUCCUCCUAUGGCAACAAGUCUCAGAGGGUCUUCCAGAUCUGCUUUGGAUUUCCGGUGAGAGGUUUGAGAAAAAGGUAAAAUUAGAUUGGCCACCUCCUUGUCUAGAGGAGGAUGUCAAAUUUAUUGCAAUUCAUGAUUAUUGUGUCAAUGGUGCAAUUGGUCUCAUUCGAAGCAAAGGCAGCUAUGGGGAUGAAAAUGUUGUGUUAUGGAACCCUACAACUAAGGAAUUUAGGGUUAUUCCUUUUGGUUUGUCCCAAGGGCAAGGUAUAAGCUUUUCAUUUUUGGUACACACUCCUGGGUUUUGGUAUGAUCAUGUCAAUGAUGAUUAUAAGUUUCUCCAGCAAGCAGCUUGUUUUGUGGAUGAUUCAAAAGAUAUAGUGUACUUUUGGCGAAUUUAUAGCUUGAAAGGCAACUCUUGGAAAAAACUUGAUCUUGGUCCGAUUUGUGCCUCUCAUAUAUGCAAACCAAUGGGUUCUGUGGUAAAUUUGAAUGGGUCAUUGCAUUGGUGGGGCACCAAGCACCAUGACAUAGGAACAGAAGAAGACUUAUUGAUAUCAUUUGACAUGAACAAUGAGAUUUUCCACAAACCAAUAGGUUGCCCCACAAAUGCUGAAUUUGUGAAUAGAUACUUGGCGGUGUUCAAUGGGUCCAUUGCUAUGAUUUCAAACUACCUCUGGAUUAAUUGCCUUGACAUAUCAAUUUUGGGAGAGAUUGGUGUCAAGGAAUCAUGGACCAAAAUCUUCACCAUUGGCCCUUUACCUUGUUUUGAGCUGCCAAUUGGUGUGGGACACAAGGGUGAUAUAUUCUUCAUAAAAGAGGAUGGUGAGCUCGACUGCUUUGAUUUAAGGACUCAAAUGUCUAAGGAGAUUGGUGUCAGAGGAGUAAAUUAUAAUUCUAAAGUUUUAAUUUACAAGGAAAGCUUUCUUCCUUUUGGAGGAAUAAAGUAUUAG
Cajanus cajan (pigeon pea) is the source of this 1158-nucleotide messenger RNA. RefSeq names its product F-box/kelch-repeat protein At3g06240. The record is from RefSeq and is a predicted model, not a curated record. Gene Ontology annotation, molecular function: protein binding. Lineage: Eukaryota; Viridiplantae; Streptophyta; Magnoliopsida; Fabales; Fabaceae.